GUUUCAUCCCGACUCCGGAUAUAAGGAUCUUGUGUCCGAAUAUAGUUUCGUCACGACGUGCCCAGUUUCACUUUCCAUUUUCCUGCUUUGGAUGACAUUGCUUACAAGAGAGAAGGUAUCCAGUCCUUUGACCUUUAAAGCAUCGUACACGUUCUGAAGGAGAGUUUAAAGAGGUUUGUUUCUGUUUCGAUGAGGUAAAAUGAUGUCAGUGGCUGAGGAAUCCCUAAAAGAGGCGGAGGAACUUGCCCAGCUGCUUGGUGAGGCUCUGAGCAGUGGAGACAAAGAAGAGGCCCUCAGAUGUUCAGAGCGCCUGUCUGACCUGGGGAUUCCUGUGAGCGUCAAGGUCUCCAAUCUGGCCUACCCACAGGAUGACAUAAAGCUGAAGGUUGGGGUGGGAGACUCCCAGUCAGAAAAUUACAUCCCUGUGACGGUGCUGGUGUCUGUUGACAUGACCAUCUCUGAGCUGAAAGAGAAGAUCAACAGUGACUAUGGGUUCCACCCCUACCUGCAACGCUGGGUAAUUGGAAAGCGUCUGACCAGAGACAAUGACACGCUAUACAGUCACGGCAUCUGUAAGAACGGCGACCAGGCCUUCCUGUACAUCCUGUCCUGCCAUGCUGCCAAACUCACCCGGCAGCACCACCUGCAGGACCAGGAGCACAGACUCCUUGACGGUAUAUAUGAGUCUGUGUACUCGGCGGAGCCUCAAGCGCUGGCUCAGAGUGCCAUCGAGAAGCCGACCCCGCCUCCUAAACCCGCGGUGACACGUCCUCCACCUCCUCCACCCAAACUACAGGUGGGUUGGUCGUGUCCAGAGUGUACCUAUGUAAACAAGCCCACCCGGCCAGGCUGUGAGAUGUGUGGACAUGAGAGGCCUGCAGGGUACCAGGUACCUGACAUCCACCAGCCAGACCUGGAGGAGAUACACCGAAUACAGCAGGAAGAGAUGGGCAACCUACAGUACCACCAGGUCUUGCAAGAGGAGCGUCAGAAGAACUUCCAGAGCCUUCUGGAAACUGACUCCCAGAGUUUGGUCCCCAACACACACAAGGUGCUCUGCCCCAUCUGCUUCAACUCCGUCCCUCCAGGAGAGGGCGCCACUCUCAGAGAAUGUCUGCACUCCUUCUGCAAGGAGUGUCUGAAGGGGACCAUAGUGACCAGCAUGGAUGCCGAAGUGUCAUGUCCCUAUGGUGAUGAGAACUACAGCUGUGAAAGCAAGCUUCAGGACAGAGAGAUCAAAUCUCUUCUCACCCCAGAGGAGCACCAGAAGUUCCUGGAGUUGCGUCUGAGCAUCGCUGAGACUCGGAGUGAGAACAGCUUCCACUGCAAGACCCAUGACUGUGCUGGCUGGUGUAUCUUUGAGGAUGAAGUCAACGAGUUCAACUGUGAACUCUGCAGCGAGACCAACUGCCUCCUCUGCAAGGCAAUCCACAAAGAUAUGAACUGUAAGGAGUACCAGGAUGACCUCCGCAUCAGAGCCGAGAAUGAUGAUGCAGCCAGGCAGACAACCCAGAUGCUGGAGGGCUUGUUGCAGAGUGGAGAGGCCAUGCACUGUCCCAAGUGUAAGGUCAUAGUUCAGAAAAAGGAUGGCUGUGAUUGGAUCUGCUGCCUGAUGUGUAAGACUGAGAUCUGUUGGGUCACCAAACAGGCUCGCUGGGGACCCGAGGGAAGAGGAGACACCUCAGGGGGUUGUGGCUGUAACUUCAAUGUGGCUCGCUGUCAUCCCAACUGCCAGAACUGCCACUGAGACCAGACUCCUCUUCAUGCGUGCUCCAUGGUUGCCCUCGACUACAGCACUGUACUACAGUGACACUGCUAUCCUAUUUGUUUCUCUCUAUAAGGCAAAUAUUAAAAAAAAAAUAUAUAUGGUUUGUGAAAAGCCUCUAAAGAAAGUACAAAUUACCACCACAAUCAUGGCUCUAUGUAUCCACAAACAAGGCGAUUUGUGUUGUUAUAAUGUGUGAAGUACAGUAGACCAGGGGCGCCGUAUAGGGGGAAAAAGUUAUGAAGAUUCUAAGGGGGCCCUGACUGACAGGAGCCCCCAAAAAUAAUCGAAAAAAAAAAAAAAAAACGAAUAGAAAAACAAAACGAAUAGAAAUUAUAAACGUUUUUUUGUUUUUCAUGGGGCAUGAAAUCCCGGCAUCGCCCCUGCAGCAGACUAACAUACAGCUGCAGUGCUGAAACAGGUGUUAUAGCUGUGUACAGGAUCAAAUGUGUUUGUGCAUCGUUGGGGCUGUGGUGGAAAAUAUAAUUUCCUUUUUUAAAAGGCUUUCCACAAACCCCAAUUUACCACAAGAAAUUGUCAAACAAAAGGACCGUACAGGCUAGAACUGUGGACCUCUUCCUCCAGGUGAAGGAGUCAUGAGUCCCCCUCGUCAGGCUCCAGGCUCCCACUCUGGAAGAGGCAGUUAGAUCUGACCCUCACUCUUCUUGGUUCCUCAUAGAAAGCACUUUAUAACUUUACCUAAAACAUUUUUUGUCUUGUUUCUUUGGGGGUUUAUUAAGCCUUUCUUCAUUCUCCAGGUGUUUGCUUUUCCAGGAUGUGCUGUGAUAUUGGGAUCCAUUUUGUUAUAAAACUUGUACAAUUUUACAAAAUAUGGUUGUGAAUGAGAAUGUCUUGUUUAGGUUGUUUGUAUUCAUUCCAUGUAUGUCAAUUUGAACUUGAUUCUUUAUGCUGAAUAGGUGUGUUGAUUAACCUAUGCAGUGUUGAAAAUGUGGCUUGAAAUCUACCGUCUAAGCCUAAUCAAGUGUGUUUUGUUGAUAAAUAUAGGUUUAGUCUGUUUUAUAAUUACAUUACUGACACACAUCAAAAUGGUGUAAAAAAUAUAUUUCGUGCAGAGCUAAUUACAAAUGCAAUUGUUUACAACUACCAAAGAAUGAAUAGAAAUGUCAUAAUUUUGACUUUACAUCUUUAAAACUGUAAAGUGCUCUCCUAUUUUUGGACAGUGCCAAUGGAAAUAUUUACAGCUACCCGAAGAAGAACAAUAAACAGA
Molecule: messenger RNA, 2993 nt
Organism: Hypomesus transpacificus
Lineage: Eukaryota; Metazoa; Chordata; Actinopteri; Osmeriformes; Osmeridae
Gene: rbck1
Product: RanBP-type and C3HC4-type zinc finger containing 1
Exons: 13
Coding region: 200-1747 (515 amino acids)
Biological process (GO): proteasome-mediated ubiquitin-dependent protein catabolic process; positive regulation of canonical NF-kappaB signal transduction; protein linear polyubiquitination
Cellular component (GO): LUBAC complex
Molecular function (GO): ubiquitin-protein transferase activity; ubiquitin binding
Source: RefSeq, a predicted model, not a curated record